AUGAUAGAUGUGACAGGAGUCGAGGACGUACCACUCGCUUUGAGGGCGACCGAAAAACUGCGCUACGGCCGAACAAGUCCAACUCAACGUUUGGGUUGGGAAAACCGUCAUCGCUGGCAACAGACAGAUUGGGAUGCAGUCAAGAGAAAUCCGGAACUCCUGAGAUUCCCUAUGUCAGGAUGGCUCUACGAUGCUGAUGCACGCCAAUAUGCUUAUGGUAAUGCCCAAGCGGCGAUUGCUCACAUCAAGACAAGGGCGCCUUUUACAAACACAAACGUUCCUGAAGGCCACGUGCAUCAGGAAUGGACAAUGGAUGAACUUGCCGCCUUAUUGGGCUCCGGCAAACCCGAAGAUGUCUUUUAA
Molecule: messenger RNA, 363 nt
Organism: Bipolaris victoriae FI3
Lineage: Eukaryota; Fungi; Ascomycota; Dothideomycetes; Pleosporales; Pleosporaceae
Exons: 2
Coding region: 1-363 (120 amino acids)
Source: RefSeq, a predicted model, not a curated record